AAUUAACCACUCUCUUUUACGAGCAGCUGAUUAACUCUUGUCUUCCUCACUAAUCUCCCUUUAUCCAUGCUGUGGUUGCCAGCCUUUUUCUGAGUCCAAGAAUUUAACAGUGGAUUAGUUAUAUGAGAAAAUGGAAUUAAACCCAGUCUUGUUACCCCAUCGAAGCUCAAGAGGUGGUUUCUUCUUGAUUUUAAUCUUCUCUCUCGUCUGUUUACUUGGUGAUAAUGCAGAUGGAUACGACCCUCUGGAUCCCAAUGGGAACAUAACCGUCAAAUGGGACAUCAUUCAAGAAAACGACGAUACCCAAGUCGUGGUAGUAUCGCUGCUAAACUACCAACUGUUCCGCCACAUUGAUUAUCCUGGUUGGAAGCUAAGCUGGAGUUGGGCAAGCGAUGAGGUGAUCUGGGAAAUGUGGGGAGCCGAGGCUACAGAGCAGGGAAACUGCUCUGCAUUUAAGUCAGGGAACCGCCCACAUUGUUGCGAGAAGGCGCCUGUUAUCAUUGACCUUCUCCCGGGAGCCCGUUAUAACAAGCAGUUCUUGAAUUGUUGUAAGAGGGGUGUCCUUUCUUCAAUGACUCAAGAUCAUGAAAGAUAUGGAUCUUCCUUUCAGAUGACCGUUGGUCGCGGAGCUUCUAAUAAAGCUGGCUCGAUGCCGGGAAAUUUCUCUCUUGGGAUCCCUGGCUACACGUGCGGAGAACCGUUUGAGGUGCCACCUAGCAAGUUUGUUGAGGAUGAAGGCCGGAGAAGGACACAAGCUGUUGGAACAUGGAACAUAACAUGCUCUUACUCCCAGUUUAGGGCUCAAUCCUCUCCAACCUGCUGUGUUUCUUUGUCAGCAUUCUACAACAAAACCAUUGUUUCCUGCCCAACAUGUUCUUGUGGCUGUCAAGGACUGCCCAGAUCAGCGCAAUGCUUGAAAGAUGGGGAACUGCCACCGGUCUUCCAGUUGGAGCAUGAUGAGGCACUGGAACCAGUGGUUAGGUGCACCCAACACAUGUGCCCAAUAAGGGUGCACUGGCAUGUGAAGCAAAGCUACACAAAAUACUGGAGAGUGAAGAUCACAAUCACUAAUUACAAUUUUGUGAGGAACUUUAGCGGCUGGAAUUUGGUGGUUCUUCAUCCAAACAUGAGAAACAUUACACAAGUUUUCAGCUUCAACUACAGUCCACUCAAUCAGUAUGGCGAUAUAAAUGACACUGGAAUGUUUUAUGGAAUUAAGUAUUACAAUGAUAUGUUGCUUCAAGCGGGAGAGAGUGGUAACGUGCAAACAGAGUUGUUACUGAAUAAAGAUCCAGCGAUGUUCACUUUUAGGGAAGGGUGGGCUUUUCCCAGAAAGGUUACGUUUAACGGCGAAGAAUGUGUAUUGCCACAACCUGAUGAUUAUCCACGACUACCCAAUUCUGCUGCACUGCCUCAUUCCUUCCUGCUGCGAUUGCAGCUGUUGUUAUUUCUACUUAUUAUUGUUUAGAAGUUAGAACUUAUACAUUUCUACAUUCAAACAUUCAUUAGAUUCUUUUUUUCAUGGUAUUUUAUGAUGAUAAUAUAGGGGAGCAAGUUAACUCAAAGUUGUACUACUAAACAUGUUGUUAUAAUUAUGAACUAUAAUGAUUGUGAAGUGCAUAGUUUAUGUUCUAC
This is a messenger RNA of Cuscuta europaea, 1635 nucleotides long. The record is from the annotation of a GenBank genome assembly. Lineage: Eukaryota; Viridiplantae; Streptophyta; Magnoliopsida; Solanales; Convolvulaceae.